Messenger RNA from Amoebophrya sp. A120, 2221 nucleotides. NCBI's taxonomy places the organism in Eukaryota, Dinophyceae, Syndiniales, Amoebophryaceae. The record is from the annotation of a GenBank genome assembly.
AUGUUUCCGCUGUUACUGAAGCGCCCAGGUGCGGAAGACGUUCUGAAGAGAAACCUGCCGCGAACGCGUGCGGUUCAACAUGCCGCCUUCCGUGCGGAGCGAGCAAGCGAGUCAGAAGCGGUCCGGCGCGUGCGGGCGCAUUUGCAACGGGCGGUUGAUCGGAGAAACGAAGUACACAGACAGGAUAUCCGCAACAGAACGCGAGUGGGGGAAGGAGUCCUAAUGCAAAACCGAAUUUUGCAAGAACUGUUGCGGGACGCAGAGGCAGAAGAUGAACUCUUGCGUUCUUCCUCUCUAGCCCCGCCGGAGCAAGAGCUCCGUCGCUUGUGGGAAGAGCGCUGUCAGCUUGUCCACGAGAGGCGGGCCACCCCCGCGAUUCUGAGGGACCCGGAUGGCAUCGGCGGUGAGGUAAGACCGCAGGACGUGCCUGUGGAAGACCUCGAGCACCAACGGGAGCUGCAGGACCGGAUGUUGCCACUUUUGUUACAGAGACCGAACGCCGCGGAGGGGCUGCGGACGUAUCUACAACGAGUUUUUGAGCGACGAAGAGUUCAAGAAGAACAACGCCGCGGAGAUGAGCCGCGUGGAGGAGCAGACGCGGAUAUGGAUGAAGCUCAGCUGCACAUACUAGACCGAGCGCGACAGCAUUUGGCUCAGGCGGAAGAAAAGCAGGCAGGCCGCUCGGAAGCAGGAGCAGUUGUCACGAGUGGUCCGCAGGCCUCUGAAAUUGCAGCUGCGGCCUCUUCAAGUUCCUCAUCCAGUGGCGCCGCAGGAGCUUUUCGAGGUGCCGCUCCUGGUCCACCUCAUCGACCGCAAGGCCCUAACCAGCCGGGACAACUAGUGCCCUCGCCCAGGAUAGACAUAGACCCAAGAAUUUUCCAAGGCUAUGUGACCAGCCCAGAAGAGCAGCAAACUGCGAUCCAGCUCCUGCAGCAGUGGAUCGUGCGGCGGCCGAGGGUCGGUGCACCGGUCGUGGUGCACCGAGAAACAGCAGGAGGUCAUGAGCGCGUAGUAGCACCACUAUCGGCACCGAUGUUGAACGAGCAACAACGACACCUGCAGGAGAUGUUCGUCAGGUUGCUCGACCGGCAAGAGUGGACCCGUCCUUACAUACUCCGCAUCGCUGAAGGGUCCACCUCCGGUGAUCGUCCCGAACCGGUCCUAGAAACGUGGUCCUUGAGCGACAACCCGAAUGUUCGGUUCUUGGUCAGAGAUUUUUACACGGUGACCGAGGGGAAUGGACAGAGGCAGCGAGCUGUGGUGGUCACCGGUUUUCAGCCGGGCGAGCAGGCAACUCAGGAGGGAAGAAGAGACCGCAGCGGAUUGGUGUUUUCGCCGGAAUACGAACUAGACCACCUAACAGUGUUUGAAGCAGUGGCGCAAACUGGUGCUCUUCCUGGUAAGGUGGUUUGGCACAGCCUGGAAAGUUGUCCACCAUCGGAAGCGGCACGGGAACUGCGUACCCAGCGUCAGCAAGCAGCAACUGCCGGAACUGCGUCCUCAGGAAGUGGGACUGAAAGUAUUACCCAUAUUACACCACCAUGAACAAGAUCGGAAACAUUUUCAUUUUAGCACGAACGUCUUUUCAGCAACUACAACUUGAAGUGGAGAACAUAGAAGACAAAAUGCGUUGUACAAUUUUUUGUGACGAUGUUUAUUUCAGGACCACGACCGCGGACCACGACAUGCUGACUCAGCCGUAGUUUUAUUGCCACGCUGAUGUUAUGAAUGUGAAUGGGCCACAGGCUUUCCAUAUACUAGUGAUCACGAUUGAUGAAAAGCACUGACAUAUUUUUCUCAAAAACGCCAUGAGUUUUUUCGACACAAGUUUGUUUGGUCAACGAACAAAUGAGCCCGUGCCACUUCUACAACACUAAGUUCCGUUCAUUAACGCGUCUCUGACGAUGAAAAGCAAAAGUACAAAUGUAUAAUAGCACAGCCGUCACACAGCGACCACCACAGCAUGCACAUUCAAGCGAGUAAUUACUUAUUGUUCAUCGCAAGACGAGCACUACGUUAUUUGACACAGAUCGUAGUGGAUCGACAUGGAUUUCGUGAAACACGAAAAAAAUGGCGGUCACAUGAUUACGACCUCAUGAAAGAAUCUACGGAACUACAACUAGCCCAACUGUAGUACAAGGAACUCGCACAUGAGCUUUACAUGAUUGAUAGGACCUGCUUCGCCGGAAGAGAUUGCACGUGAAAGAUGAUGAACAUCAAU